Oncorhynchus tshawytscha (Chinook salmon) is the source of this 6307-nucleotide messenger RNA. Its product is annotated as kinesin-like protein KIF1A. Bases 550 to 5955 code for a protein of 1801 amino acids. The transcript is spliced from 48 exons. Gene Ontology annotation, molecular function: ATP binding; microtubule binding; microtubule motor activity. Gene Ontology annotation, biological process: microtubule-based movement. Lineage: Eukaryota; Metazoa; Chordata; Actinopteri; Salmoniformes; Salmonidae. The record is from RefSeq and is a predicted model, not a curated record.
CACCAGGCUCAGAACAGUUCAGCAUCCUUCCUGUAGGCAGCAGGCAGGCAGUCAACAGAACAGAGACAUUUUGUCUCCCAGCACUCAAUGCAAAACACUUCUUGUUUUAUCAAACCCUUCCUGGACCCCAGGCUAUAGCAGGGUUUCUAGGCUAUACUGUAAUAUUCCCUCUAGCGGUCGUGAUGUUCUUUCUACCUUGAGUCUUCUUCCUGCUUGGAGGGAGGAAGGGAGAAAAGAAGGGAAGUAUGCUGGCAGCUGGUCUGUGACAGUCAGACAGACCGAGAGAGAGAGAGAGAGAGAGAGAAAGAGAGACAGAGCUGGAGGACAGACAAUUAACAGAAGAGGAGAGCAGAGCAAACAAGCUUCUUAAACCGGACAGGGCAUUAAAGAGGUGUUGCUAUACCCGUCUCCCAGGCCCUGUGUUUGGGCCCGUUUUGAGAGGCGAUCCGAGCAGGCUGGUCCCAGGCAGGAGGCACCGUCUCCUGGACUCUGUGUUUGGGCUCGUUUUGAGAGGCGCUCCGAGCAGGCUGGUCUCAGGCAGGAGGCACCAUGUCCGGAGCCUCUGUGAAGGUGGCGGUGCGGGUCCGCCCCUUCAACUCCAGAGAGAUGGGGAAGGACAGCAAAUGCAUCAUCCAGAUGUCAGGAAACACAACCACCAUCCUGAACCCCAAGCAGCCUAAAGAGAAUAAGAGCUUCAACUUUGAUUACUCCUACUGGUCACAUACCUCGCCCGAGGACAUCAACUUUGCUGGCCAGCAGCAGGUGUACAAGGACAUUGGUGAGGAGAUGCUGCUCCAUGCCUUCGAGGGAUACAACGUCUGUAUCUUUGCCUAUGGCCAGACCGGAUCUGGGAAGUCCUACACCAUGAUGGGCAAGCCGGACUUGAAGAACCAGGAAGGAAUUAUCCCUCUGAUGUGUGAAGACCUUUUCACCAAAUUCAAGGACUGUAAUAAUGACAACACCAAGUCCUACUCUGUGGAGGUGAGCUAUAUGGAAAUCUACUGUGAGCGUGUGCGUGACCUCCUGAACCCUAAGAAUAAGGGGAACCUGCGUGUGAGGGAACACCCCCUGAUGGGGCCCUACGUAGAGGACCUAUCCAAGCUGGCCGUCACCUCCUACAACGACAUCCAGGACCUCAUGGACUCUGGAAACAAGGCCAGGACGGUGGCCGCCACCAACAUGAACGAGACCAGCAGUCGCUCCCACGCCGUGUUCAACAUUAUCUUCACGCAGAAACGCCUCGACGCUGAGACUGAUAACACCUCAGAGAAGGUCAGCAAAAUCAGCCUGGUGGAUUUGGCCGGCAGCGAGAGGGCAGACUCCACAGGCGCCAAGGGGACCCGGCUCAAGGAAGGAGCGAACAUCAACAAAUCACUGACCACACUGGGGAAAGUAAUCUCUGCUUUGGCCGAAGUGGAUUCUGCACAAAAUAAGAACAAGAAGAAAAAGAAAGUGGAGAGUCACAUCCCUUACAGAGAUUCUGUGUUGACCUGGCUAUUGAGAGAGAACUUAGGGGGAAACUCUCGUACUGCCAUGGUUGCUGCUCUCAGUCCAGCUGACAUCAACUAUGACGAGACUCUCAGCACACUCAGGUACGCAGACCGAGCCAAACAGAUUCGCUGUAAUGCUGUGAUCAACGAGGACCCGAACAAUCGAUUGGUUCGUGAGCUGAAGGAGGAGGUGGGCCGUCUGAGGGACUUGCUCCUAUCCCAGGGCUUGGGAGACAUCCUUGAGAUGACCAAUGCCACGACGGGGAUGAGCCCCUCCCCCUCUCUGUCCGCCCUGUCCAGUCGAGCCGGAUCCAUCGCCAGCCUCCACGACCGCAUCAUGUUCAGCCCCGGAAGCGAGGAGGCCAUCGAGAGACUCAAGGAAACAGAGAAGAUCAUUGCUGAGCUCAACGAGACCUGGGAGGAGAAACUGCGCAGAACAGAAGCCAUCAGAAUGGAAAGAGAGGCCCUGCUGGCUGAGAUGGGUGUGGCUAUGAGGGAAGACGGAGGAACCGUGGGCGUGUUCUCCCCCAAGAAGACUCCUCACCUGGUGAACCUCAACGAGGACCCCCUGAUGUCAGAGUGCCUGCUGUACUACAUCAAAGAUGGCGACACCAAGGUCGGUCGUGUGGACGCCAGCAGCAGGCAGGACAUUGUCCUCAGUGGUCACUUCAUCAAGGACGAACACUGUACAUUUACCUCUACAACGGGACCCAUUGGAGAAGCAGUCACCCUGGAGCCCUGUGAGGGAGCUGAGACCUACGUCAAUGGGAAGAGGGUCACCGAGGCUACAGUCCUCAAAUCAGGGAACCGUAUUAUUCUGGGUAAGAGCCACGUGUUCCGGUUCAACCACCCAGAGCAGGCGCGCCAGGAGCGGGAGAAAAUGCCCUGUGCUGAGACCCCCGUGGAGCCGGUAGAUUGGGCCUUCGCACAGAGAGAACUGCUGGACAAACAGGGCAUCGACAUGAAGCAGGAGAUGGACCAGAGGCUUCAGGAGCUGGAAGACCAGUACCGUAAAGAGAGAGAAGAGACACACAACCUACUGGAACAGCAGAGGAUGGAUUAUGAGAGCAAACUGGAAGCCCUUCAGAAACAGGUGGACCGAUAUUACCCUGAGGUAGUAGGAGAGGAAGAGGAAGAGCCUGAGGAGGAAGUGCAGUGGACGGAGAGGGAGGCGGAGCUAGCGCUGUGGGGUUUCAGGAAGUGGCGCUGUUACCAGUUCACCUCCCUCAGAGACCAGCUGUGGGGAAACGCCAUCUUCCUCAAGGAGGCUAACGCCAUCAGCGUGGAACUCAAGAAGAAGGUCCAGUUCCAGUUUGUGCUGCUGACCGACACCCUGUACUCCCCCCUGCCCACUGACCUGCUGCCCCCUGAGGCAGCCAAGGACAGAGCGACCCGCCCGUUCCCCAGGACCAUUGUAGCUGUGGAGGUUCAGGACCAUAAGAAUGGGGCCACCCACUGCUGGACCCUGGAGAAACUCAGGCAGCGUCUGGACCUGAUGAGAGAGAUGUAUGACAGAGCAGCAGAGGUUCCCAACAGCACCAUGGAAGACUGUGAGAACGUCAUGACUGGAGGAGACCCCUUCUACGACCGCUUCCCCUGGUUCCGUCUGGUCGGCAGCAACCCCCUUUUCAACGUGUGCAUGAGCGAGCGCAUGAGUGAUCCCACUCCCUCCCCCACUCCUUCUCCCACCCUCUCCACCUCCGAGCUAACUGAGCUGGCCGACACUCGGCCGGAGGGGCGAGGAGGGGAGGAGGAGUUGGAGGCUUUGGGGGAUCUGGACGAUGAUAUCUUUUUGGACGACCCGUUCUCGGAGCUCGAUGAUGAUGAUGAUGAUGAUGAGGGAGAGCUGUGCCGAAGCGACUCCAGCGAAGGCCUGGAUCCCUUUUAUGACCGCUCUCCGUUAUUCAGUGUAGUGGGAAGAGCCUUUGUGUACCUGAGUAACCUGCUGUACCCUGUGCCCCUGGUCCAUCGUGUGGCCGUCAUCAGUGAGAAGGGAGAGGUGAAAGGAUUUCUCCGGGUGGCUGUACAGGCAAUCUCAGGUGUUUUGUGUUUCCCUCCAGCCGAUGAGGAGGCUCCUGACUACGGCUCCGGUGUCCGUCAGUCUGGCACUGCCAAGAUCUCCUUCGAGGACCGGGAGUUUGAGAAGUUCCAGGCUGAGUCGUGCCCCACUGGUCUAUCCCGUACCGGGGAGUCCCAGGAAGAGCUGCGUUUCGUGGAAGGGGAGGGACAGAACUCAGGGAUGGAACCCUCGGCCGAUGAGGUCAACAACAACAAUUGUGCGGCCAGUCCAGAUGAGUUGGAGAGCCCCCUGAAGACCAACCUGGAGGGAGGAGCUCUGGACGGAGCCCUGGAACACCUGAGGAUAGGUAGCAUCUUCACCUUCAGAGUGACGGUCCUCCAGGCCUCCAGCAUCUCCGCAGAGUACGCUGACAUCUUCUGCCAGUUCAAUUUCAUCCACUGUCACGAUGAGGCCUUUUCCACAGAGCCUCUGAAGAACACAGGACGAGGCCCUCCUCUGGGCUUCUACCACGUACAAAACAUUGCUGUAGAGGUCACCAAAUCCUUUGUGGACUAUAUCAAGACCCAGCCUAUGGUGUUUGAGGUGUUUGGUCACUACCAGAAACAGCCCUUCCCUGCUCUGUGCAAGGACCUGAUCAGCAGCCCUCUGCGUCCCUGCAGAAGGCAGUUCCCCAAAGUCAUGCCCCUGUCCAAACCAGUCCCUGCCACCAAGCUGACUACCCUGAUGCGCCCUUCAGCCGGGCCCUGCCACUGCAAGUAUGACCUCAUGGUGUUCUUUGAGAUCUGCGAACUGGAGGCCAGUGGAGACUACGUCCCAGCAGGAGUGGACCACAGAGGAGGCAUGCCUUGCCAUGGGACAUUCAUGCUGCACCAGGGUAUCCAGAGGCGCGUCACUGUGACCAUCGUUCAUGAGACAGGUGGAGACAUCGAGUGGAAGGAUGUCCGGGAACUGGUUGUGGGUCGUAUCCGCAACUCUCCCGAGGGGGACGAUGCCAUCAUAGACCCCAACAUCCUGUCACUCAACAUCCUGUCGGCUGGGCAUGUCAAGCCCAUGCAGGAGGACAGACAGUUUCUUGAUUCGGACAUGCCUAGGACAUUCUAUCGCUUCGAGGCUGCCUGGGACAGCGCCAUGCAUAACUCCCUCCUCCUGAACCGGGUCACUCCUUACGGGGAGAAGAUCUACAUGACCUUGUCGGCCUACCUAGAGAUGGAGAACUGCACCCAGCCAACAGUCAUAACCAAAGAUUUCUGCAUGGUGUUCUACUCUCGAGAUGCUAAACUCCCGGCCUCCCGCUCCAUCCGAAACCUGUUUGGCACAGGAAGCCUGAGGGCAGUGGAGGGUAACCGGGUGACAGGUGUGUACGAGGUCAGCCUAUGUCACCUGGCCGAUCAUGGGAGUCCAGGUAUGCAGAGGAGACGUCGACGGGUGCUGGACACCUCGGUGGCGUACGUCCGCGGGGAGGAGAACCUGGCUGGGUGGAGGCCUCGCAGUGACAGCCUCAUCCUGGACCACCAGUGGGAGCUGGAGAAACUCAGCCUCCUGCAGGAGGUGGAGAAGACGAGACACCGCCUGCUCCUGAGGGAGAAGUUAGAGUCCACCCUGCUGCUGGGCCAGGAGGGGUUGUUGUCCUGUGUAGGUGAGGAGCAGAGUGAGUCCCCUCAUCCCUCUGAGGGUCUCAGCCUCAGUCCCACCAUUGAUGCCCCCAAUGAGAGGCAGAGGGAGCUAGCCAUUAAGUGUCUUCGGCUGCUCUCCCACUCCUUCAACAGAGAGUACAGCCACGUGUGUGUCAGCGCCAGUGAAAGCAAGCUGUCUGAGAUGUCAGUGACUCUGCUGAGAGAGUCGACCUCUGCCACGGCCCUCAACACCCUCACCCCCUCCUCGACAUGCCCCUCACUGGUGGAGGGAUGCUACCCCAAGUCCGAAGGGCUCAGAACACCCACGCCUCGUUCCCGCUGCGCCAGCCCCAACCCUGACUGCUCACAACGGGACAGAGAGGUCAAGAUGUCCCCUGGCCCCAGUGGGGUCGCAGCCCCGGAGGUUAAGCCCAGGGAACGCCGCUUCGUACCAGACAUCCAGGAGAUCCGGGUCAGCCCCAUCGUGUCAAAGAAGGGCUACCUGCAUUUCCUGGAGCCUCAUAGCAACGGCUGGGUAAAGCGCUAUGUAGUGGUGAGACGUCCGUACGUCUAUAUCUACAAUACAGAGAGAGACAGCGUGGAGAGAGCCAUCCUCAACCUCUCCUCUGCCCAUGUCGAGUACAGCGAGGACCAGCAGGCCAUGCUUAAGACACCAAACGCGUUUGCUGUGUGUACUGAGCACCGCGGGAUACUGCUCCAAGCCAGCAACGACAAGGAGAUGCACGACUGGCUCUAUGCAUUUAACCCUCUCCUGGCUGGAUCCAUCAGAUCCAAACUAUCCAGAAGAAGAGCUGGACAGAUGAGGAUGUGAAUCACCACGUCUCAUAGACAAGACAAUAGAACACCAAAAGACUAGCCUGUAUAUCGACUCCAGCCGUAAUACUCCUUUCCCUCCUGUGCUGACCCCUUAACCCUCCUACACUAGUAACCGACUUGCUCCUCCUCCUCCUCCUCCUCCUGCACACGCCCAGUUUAUCCCAAGCUGACCACCAGCGUAUCUAAGGCCCUGAGGCCUCCGUCAUCGUUGUGUGUCUGUCAGGCCUGUACCACUGUCUGUCUGUGUUGGCCUUAUUGUCUGGUUUAACCCCUCUCCAAGACUGAGGCCCAAAUACCACCCUAUUCCCUAUAUAGUGCAUUGCUUUUGACCAGGGCCUAUAGGGCUG